Periconia digitata is the source of this 921-nucleotide messenger RNA. The record is from the annotation of a GenBank genome assembly. Lineage: Eukaryota; Fungi; Ascomycota; Dothideomycetes; Pleosporales; Periconiaceae.
UUCAUGGAAUCAUCCACAGUCUAAUAACAAAGCGUCUGUUGCGGAUGUUGGAUAUUGCUUUUCUGAAACGACAUGUUACGAGUAAAGAGAUACCAAGGCAAGAGAACCAUUGGACUAACCAUACGACAAUCUACACAGAACUCCUCCUCAGGCGUCUUGGACUACGAAACCUUCUACCCCGUCUUCGCGGAAAUGGAAGCCCAGAACAUGAUCCUAAACCUCCACGGCGAAGUCCCAUCAACCCCACCCCACGCCCCUCUCACAUCCGCCUCGGAACCAGCAACUGCAAUCACCAUUCUCAACGCCGAACCGGCAUUCCUCCCCACCUUGAAAAACCUACACACGCGCUUCCCAAAGCUCCGCAUCAUCCUCGAGCACUGCAGCACAGCGGCGGCACUAUCCGCCGUGCGCGCCUGCGGCCCUACAGUUGCGGGAACCAUCACCGCGCACCACCUCAGCCUCAUCAUCGAUGACUGGGCGGGCGACCCAUUUUGCUUCUGCAAGCCUGUAGCCAAGACGCCCGAAGACCGCGAUGCGCUGCUGCGCGCCGUCGUAGGGAGCGAGGGUCGCUUUUUCUUGGGUACGGACAGCGCGCCGCAUGCGCUGGGGAAGAAGAGGGGCGAGGAUAAGGUUGCUGCGGGCGUUUUCACGCAGCCGUAUGCUGUAGGUUAUGUGCUUGAUGCGUUGACGAAGGGGGUUGAGAGGGGCGUGGUGAAGGAAGGUGAUGUCACCAAGGAGGUGCUGGAGGGGUUCUUUUCUGGGUGGGGAAGAAAGUUCUAUGGGGUUCAAGAGAAGGGGGCUAGGAUUUUAGUGAGGAAGGGGAAGGAGAGGGUGGUUGAUGUGUUGAAGGCGGAAGGCGUUGAGGUCGAGGUUGUGCCAUUUAGGAGGGGCGAGGCAACGUGGAGUGUGGAGUGGAAGUGA